UUGAUGUUGUAAGUUAUGUCCAGGAUCAAAACAUUUGUGACCAACUAUAUUCAUUGGGGUUUGUCUCGUGGAACCCGUACUACCACUACUACUACUACUAUUACUGCUGCAGUCAGCCGACGAUGAAUUUGCAAUUUGCCGAAAUUGCUGCUGAGCGCCUGCUGCCGACGUCACUCACGACGCAUUUUUGUAGCCAGACACGUGUGUUGUGACUGAGAACAUCGUUUUUUUUUUGUGUCAUUUAGAGGAAAAAUGCAUUUUUUGCGUUUGAGACACUUUUCAGAAGUUGCUAAAAGUUCCAAAUAUUUAUUUUAAAGUAGCUACAUUUGUAGCUAGGUGCUGUUUGAAUUUUUUUGUGUGCUAAAUCUAGAAACAAAAUUGCUACGUUGGCAUCACUGAUCUCAAUCCUGCCGGUUGAUGAGACGGUUGGAGCCUCUUUACCGCGGUUCAUGUAGCCACAUCCUGCACGACAAAUCACACACACUAUAGAUCACUUUCCAUAACAACUCAACAGAAAACGUGGACAGUUUGUUAACAUACAUUUAUAAAGGAUUUCAAAAAGAUCAGGAUGUCCAGACGAGGUUGUACCGAUCCGACCGGGCUCCGGAGGAAACGGGACAUGGAGGAGCACCAGAAGGAGAGAAGACGGGCUCUGCAGGCCCGACACCGGGCCAACCUGGCCACCCUGUUCGAGACACUCAACACCGUGGUCUGCCCCACAUCCAACAAGAUGCCUGCUAAGUGGAAGAUCUUGGACCACGCCAAAGGAUUUCUGAAAGAACAGGAAGCCCACCUGAGCAGACUGAUGCUCCUGAAAGGGAUAUUCCUCGGUAAUGAAGAUGGGCCGUGCAGCUUGGAGGAAGUGAGGGCAGAGUACCGGAGGCUGCAGUCACACAGCAGAAGACCUGGUGGCUUCAGACGUCAUGGCGGGGCUGACGGAGAGGACCUGACUGAGACCAGUGAGGAAGACUCUGCAGAGGAGACUCUGGAGGACUCCGCCCCCUCUCAGACCUCCAUCAACUCUCGAACCAACAUCCUGGAGUUUGAAGGGUACUUGUUGUUCUACAGACAGACACUGGAGAAGUUGGUUUGUAGCGGUGUGCUGAGCCCGGGACAGACUGGUCUGGCUGUAGUAUCUGAAGCUAUCUCAGGUCUGUGGGAUAGCUUCUCUCCAGAGCGCCGGGCAGCCUACCAGACCUGUCCCCCCCAGCAGAGCACCCUGGGCUGGGAAGGGCCGGCAGAGACACCCCCUAAUCCUGUUCCAGACACCCACUUCCACCUCACGCUCCAGCCCUCCACUCAGGCAAACAGCCAGGGAGCCUCUUCUCCUUCUAGCUAUGAAGAGGACCUGCUUCAGGAUGCCUAUGAUGUGGUGAAGAAAGAGAUGGACUCCACUUCAGACCACAGUCCUGUCCCGACCUCUCCUCAGUGUGGGGACUUUGACAAGCUCCGGGAGAUCUAUAAGGACAUCAUGUGUUUCGUCAAGACUCAGAUGGUGGAGAAACCAGAACAUAACCAGGACCUGUAUCUGUCUGCUAUGAGGGACCACGAGGAGAUCUUUCUCCAGUGCUCCGAGUCCUUCGACAGUGAGGACAUGUGAAUCACAGGAGGCUGCUGACGGGAGGACGGCUCAUAGAAAUGUCCGGAAACGAAGCAAAUGGAAUGACAUCAAACACCCGGAAACCAUGGAAACCAUGUGUGAUGUAUUUAAUGCCGUUCCACCGAUUCCGCUCCUGUCAUUACCCACAAGCCUGUUCACCAACUUCCUGUUUCUGGGACCAAUCAGAACAGUUAGAAUGUGUUUGAUAUAUUUAAUACCGGUCUCCCCAAUUAACCUGUUAACCAACUUCCUGUUUCUGGGACCAAUCAGAAUGUGUUUGAUAUAUUUAAUACGGUUCCACUGAUUCAGCUCCAGUCAUUACCCACAAGCCUGUUCUCCCCAAUUAACCUGUUAACCAACUUCCUGUUUCUGGGACCAAUCAGAAUGUGUUUGAUAUAUUUAAUACCGUUCCACUGAUUCAGCUCCAGUCAUUACCCACAAGCCUGUUCUCCCCAAUUAACCUGUUAACCAACUUCCUGUUUCUGGGACCAAUCAGAACAGUUAGAAUGUGUUAAUACCGUUCCACUGAUUCAGCUCCAGUCAUUACCCACAAGCCUGUUCUCCUCAAUUAACCUGUUCACCAACUUCCUGUCAUGUGAACACCUAUUCGUUGUACAAGUGUUUGUUCCUGGUGACAUGAAAGACACAUUGUGUUGCUUUCUUAUGGACUUGAUAAAUGAUCGCGUUUCGGGAUUUGUUUUUAUAAAUGUUCAGCUUUUCCACCCGUUUAUAGUUACAGACAUGUUUUAUAAUCUGACAUUCAUGUUUCUAUGUGACGUUUUAUAAUCUGACAUUCAUGUUUCUAUG
Molecule: messenger RNA, 2407 nt
Organism: Oncorhynchus mykiss (rainbow trout)
Lineage: Eukaryota; Metazoa; Chordata; Actinopteri; Salmoniformes; Salmonidae
Source: RefSeq, a predicted model, not a curated record